This is a messenger RNA of Salmo salar (Atlantic salmon), 1390 nucleotides long. RefSeq lists its product as uncharacterized. Gene Ontology annotation, cellular component: cytoplasm. Gene Ontology annotation, biological process: negative regulation of nodal signaling pathway. NCBI's taxonomy places the organism in Eukaryota, Metazoa, Chordata, Actinopteri, Salmoniformes, Salmonidae. The record is from RefSeq and is a predicted model, not a curated record.
GCGGGAGGAUACAAUGUUGCUAUUGUUGAUUGUCAGAACAUAUGUUGCACUGACUUGUGCUGGACCAUAGCCCAUUGUGAUUGAGACCAAGCUCAUGAGCUCACCAAGCUCUUCAAGCACCGCCGAUUCAGCCGCCACAAUGGCUGGCCGCCGCAGCUGUGUGAAUUCGCUCUGGUCGGGCACCGAGCGGGUUCGGAUUGGCGAGCGGCUGAAAGCGACCCUGGCCGGAAUCCUAGAGCUGGACCUGCUCCGGGGACAACAUCUAGACAUGAUCGAUGCGGAACUAGAACUCAAAGACACCAGCAGCACCGAUACCACCGUGACUGUCAUCACUGAUAAACAGGAGGAAAACCUCGAGAGCGCAGCCAUCGAUGGCUCUGCGAUAUCCCGCAGGCAACAGGUUCCCUCUUCUUCAGAAACAGUGUUACCAUGCCACACCAGCACGUUGGACAAGGACAGUGGGGGGAACUCUGGAGGAGAUGGGCCGGUUCAUUCCAGAGUUGAUGGGGAUGGUGGGGAUAACUCACGCUGCUCCACCCUCUCUUGGGAUGCUCCGUCUGACCUGCUCUUACCCCCGGACCUUGAUGGUGCAGUCCAGCUGGACUAUUACUCCAGGCCCAGCUCAGGUUUUUAUUCAGUCAGUGGCAGCUCCCUAUCAGACUCCUGCUACUCUGUGUCCAGUGAGGCAUCCCUGGCCCAGGGGGGUCCAGGAAAAGGUGGGCUAGUCCGGGCUGGACCUGGACCACCCUCAGGGGGAGCAUUCAGGCUGUGGGAGCAGCGGGCCCUCUCUGCAGACCACAGAGACACCCAGUGGCCGGAGGCCACGCAGCAGCCAAGAACUCAGAGCAUUGAGGAGACCACAGAGAUCGCUGAUAGGAGACCAGUGUCUACGGUUGACCUGGAAAUGAACAGCCUUUUCUUCCUGUCUGACCUGUGCGCCAGCCUGGGCGACCCCCAUGCCGGCUCCCUCCUCUCGCUCCCUGACCCCCGACCCCAACUCGACCCCAGGUUCUGUUCUGACCUGGUGUCCCGGAGGACCAAGGAGGUGUACCCAUACCCCAGCCCCCUCCAUGCCGUGGCCCUCCAGAGCCCCCUCUUCACCUACAGUCAGGACCCCUCUCCCUCCCCUCGUCUCUCGCCGAGUCCGGACUCCUCUACCCAGGCUGAAGAAUCUCAGUCCACCCCCUCUUCCGGCCCCCCCAGCCUCCUCAGCCCUCCACCUUCACCCAGCUGGAGCAGUACAUCACCAGGCUGGCUCACCAGUACAGAAGCCGGAUUGCCCCCCCUGACACCACCCUUACCGCCAUCCCCAAGGGCCCCAGAACCCCUGGCCACGGCUCCACUCAGUCACUGUCGGCCUUUGAGAGCCGCAGUACCCCCUCCAACUUGA